Messenger RNA from Biomphalaria glabrata, 5498 nucleotides. RefSeq lists its product as uncharacterized. Bases 189 to 1682 code for a protein of 497 amino acids. Lineage: Eukaryota; Metazoa; Mollusca; Gastropoda; Planorbidae. The record is from RefSeq and is a predicted model, not a curated record. The transcript is spliced from 5 exons.
CAGCUGUGUUAUGCAUGUGAUUCAUGUCUGCAUCUACUACUGUCGAUUAUAUCAGCUUAUCCCCCUUGCUUCGACUGCUGUGCUUUUCGUCUUAGAUCUAUAAACACAACACACCUUAAAAUUAGAUUUGUUUACAUGUUAUUCAACUCGUUUACAGGGGACUCUCGGUUAUUUCCUGGAUACAGGCUAUGAUGAUGGGACUGCGGAUGAUCGUUACAUUGCUCCUGCUAGGACUCUCGCAGCCGAUACACUGUGCUGUGAUGAGACUAGACUAUGGCGUUGUGGGAUACUAUUUUGACAUCGAGUUCACGCAAGGAAUGUUUGAAAAAAUUCUGACCCAUCUAAGUGACCCAAGGGCAAACGUAGUUACGAUGGAUGGGGCAGACAAAAAAGGAUUAACUUUCACCGUUCAGUCUGUUGGUAUAGAAUACAGUCAUGAGCCAACGAGCAAUGCAGAGACCCCUAAAUACAUUUGUGAAUACUAUUCGAAAGACAGGUCGUUCAAAUGUCGAAGAAUUCAGGUCUUAAUGACAUGCCCCGCCUCGCAAAAUACGGACUUGUUUGGCUUAAAGUUGAAACCUGGGGAGUUCUUUAAUGACACCUCAUUGUCUAGCACUACACGUACUUGCAAGGGUGAAUCCGAUUCUGUUUGGUCUAUCACAUUUUACAAGAAGAUUGAAGAAAAGCGAGAUCCCAUAGAUUUUAACUCUGACAACGCACUUGAAGAGCAAAGGAUGUUCAGAACUACCCCGGGGUUAAAUUACGACGAUACCCUGUCAGAUUUUACCGGCGUAGAGACUUCCUCUUUAAAAAAUGUCCAUACAACAGAAAGUAAAGAGGUGGCUUCCGAUGCCUCUGUGGCUGUGAUAGUUGCUUCCAUCGUAGUGGCUUUGAUCGUGAUAACUGGUGCCUCUGUGUUAAUUUACUGUCUUGUUUGUAGAAGGAGACAAAGAAGAAGUUCAAAUUUAAACCCUUCAGGGAAGACAAUCCCGCGAUACGAAGAAGUUCGGUUUUUACCAGAUAAUGAAAUGCCACACCCCGGAAGUAAUACCAACGGUAAUCAUGUUAAUUUCAGUGGGGUUAAUUGUGGAAGACCCCACCCCGGAAGGAUUAAUGAUGGUAACUUCAGCGGAAUAAGCAACAUUUACAGUUACCCAUUUCCUUACAGCGUGAAUAAGAAACAGGAUAAAAAACCAAAUGGUGAUAUCCCAAACGACCCCAGCCUAUCUGAUUACAGCAAUCCCGUGGACAGCUAUUAUGAUCCCCGUCAAAUCAAUUCAAACAGUGGUGACAAAUAUACAGAACUGGAGUCGUCUUCUCUUUCUUGUAAACGCGCAUUCUGGAAAAGGAAAAAGUCGGAUUAUGCACCAGAAACAUCAGAAUAUAGUAACCCAGACGACAGUUACCACGUUCCGAGAAGUUUACAUGAUUCUGAAAUCUCUUCCUGUAAUAAUUACACUAAUAAAUACACAGAAUUAGAGAGUACUACUUACUCUAUGAAUGAUCAAGAACUUCCUUAUAAACUCAGCAACACCCCGCCAGUGUACAGUGAUCCUAAGGUGGGUGCUCCGGAAAAAAAUAAAAAGAAAGACACUCUGUCUAUUCAUGAGUACAACAAGUUAGGAGAAGAAACGAAAGAAUUAAUGCAUGAAUAUGAUCACCUAGAAGACAACUCGAAAUAAACAGACAAAGGUAAAGCUUAUUCUCAGUGUAGUACCAUGUACAACUGUAAUGAUAAACUACUAAACCAAAGAGCUAUGUGGGAUUAUAUGUGUUCUUACUGACCUACAGUCUUGGCUAAAUAAGAUCCUUUCACAUGUUUAAAAAUGCUUAACCCUUGAGUUGGAUAAAUGACUUGGUCUGACAUUUGAACUGCUAAACUUGGACAAGUCAUACUUGAUCUGAAUAACUCUACUGAUUAGGGUAAUGUAUUUAUUAUCUCUAUUGAAUAACACAAUGUGUUCCAAUUAUAUGUAUGAAUGAAUAUUGAAAGUGUUUCCACGAAAGAUGUGAUUCCAUUUUAAAGUGUUGAUAAAGACUCAUCAAUGUGUCUCACUAAGUGUCAUCCCAGGACAAUUCACUAAAAGGUCUAUUAAAAAUUGUAACCUUGUAUUGUAUCUCAUUAGAAAGCUAAACACCAUUUGUUUUCUAUUCGUUCCUGAUACUUGGAAUUCAAGUCAUGCUUGGCACGGCAGUACGAGUCGGAACUAUUCUGCUCGUAAUUGUAGCAAGUGUAGCCUCACAAACAAAUCCCCAAAACACAGCGUCCAAUGGUCAAAGUAUCUCUGAUGAUUCAGUUGAUUGUCUGCAUAAAAGAAUCCUGUUAACAUGUGAAAUUUUUACAAAUGAAACUAAUGAUAAAACAUCAACACCAGAGCUGGAAUUUCCUGAACUCAACACUAGUUGUGAAGUACUAGACUCAUCCUCUCGGGAAACCUUUAACGUCUCGUGUGAAUCUCGUUGUAAUAUAUUCUUACGCUUCACGUGCAUUGACAGCCAGACGAUUUUCGCAAACAGCAGUCAGAUAUUUCAGUGUUUUUUUUCGGAUACCUCAAACUUAGAGCCUAACGAUAACAAGUCUUCUACCAUCUAUUUCAUUUCAUGUUCAGAUAAUUUAAACGACUCGUUCAUCAAAAACACAACAGCGUACAUCCAGCCUCACGAGGCUUUGUCCGACAGUACAAUCGGAAUCAUUGUCGGCGUCGUCUUAGGUUCGGCUACAAUCGUCAGCAUCGUGGUAGUUCUCGCUUGGAGAAGAAAAAAGCAGAAGUCUAUUAAAAAACGCGCUGUGGCGCCCCCUAAGUCCUAUUUGUGCAAUGAUAUUACAAAGCCAUCUUCUAACAUGACCAAAGAUGGUAAAAACAAAGAUGGUACUAGUUCAUGGAUAACAAAUACUAAAGAAGACAGAACAAAGGAGAGGAGCGUGUAUUCAAAUGUUGUAUCCAACGGUCAGGACAAUUUAUCAUUUGAACAGGAAUUGGAUAAUGAAGAUGGACUUACGUAUGAAUUGCCAGACUUGUUAAAGCAAGAGAACAAAUCAUCUAAAGUUAUAACUAGUUUAAAUAACAACAUUUCCGGGGACGGUGUAGAAACUAUCGACUCGAACUCUAGGUCUACAUCAAAACUCCAAAACUCUUCAGAAAAUUACGGCCGGAUUAUUUCGGGAUUUAACCACGACAAACUAUACGAAGAUAUCCCCUCGGAUAUUUCCGCCAGUGCUUCGGUAACUCCCGAUCCCAGAAAUAGGGCCACGUUCCCACUAAGCAAUAGCAAAACCACGUUGAAUAUAGAUCAACACAUUUAUUUGAAUGCACUCUUACUAGAGCAAGGUUUAUCUCAAACACAGCUUCAGUCACCUGCAAGUAUGGCAUCGGCUGUGUCUACCUCAGAUGUAGAUCCUGUAGCCUCAAACGAUGACAGUAAAACUGAUAGUGUCUAUUUCGAAUUAGAGAGAGAAGAUUGUUCAGACGAAGAAGCUAGUGAUGAGGAACAGGAACCUCAUUGUGAGGACCAUGACUAUGAGUCUUAUUCACAUGUCUAACUACUAGGAUUGUAAAGCAUAGAAAUAAUUGAGUAUUUUCAAGUAUGGCGGAUAACUAUAAAUAGCUGGCUAUUUGGUGUCUCCGGUAUGCAAAAACUUGGAAGUGAUGAUUAGCAAUGUAUUUUUAGAAUGUAUACGGUACUUUUUAUGCACUUUUUAUUCCCGUAAAAUCAAAUUUCUAAGCACUUUGGAUUGUAGAACAAACUAAUUGGAAUUCUUUAGUUGGUGACAGUGAUUUUUUAAUAUAUAGUGUACUUGACAUUGUUUCAAUUGUGAAAAUUCUUGAUUCCUACAUCCAAUGUUGUAUUAUGCUCUGUUGAAUAUGUGAAACAUACUCUUCAUAAAUCAAUGGCGUAGAAACGUAUCAGUAAACCCGGGUUCAGGAAUAUGACGGCGCCUCAAUCCCCACCCAACAAAACGAGUCAUACUGUAUCGUUUGCAACGGCAUUCCAGAUAUGUACCACCAUUUUACAAGUAACAGUAUCACGAGAUUUAAUGCUUGUCUUCUUAAAAACUAAAAAUGGGGUAUCUUCCAAUGAUGUAUGCGGGUUAUAUUAGCCAAGGGUUUAGCGAAAUUAGUAUCACUAUGUAGGUUAAAUGAGUAGCCUGAUACAUUUAAUACUUAUUAAAUGGUAUAAGAUAUGGUGCUUUAUCACGUGAUUCAUUCAUGGAUUUUUUGUUAGUGCCUAUAGAUUGAUGUGAUGUUUAAAAAAAGUGAUUGCCUUUUUGUAUAUUAAAAAAGAAAACAUUUUCAGAAGUUGGAAUUAAAUUGUAUGUAAAAAUGUAUAUUAUAAUGUCAAAACAUGUCAAAAGUUUAAAACAUAAAAACGGAAGAUAAACACUGCCUGACAACUCCUACUUGUCGGGUGUCUCCCAAAGUGAUUAUGGCCCUUUGUAGCUGGUUAAGUUGAAUUGUAUAGGGUUGUAUCUAACAUCAAAAGACCAAAAGACUAAUAGCUAUUUCAAUAACAGAUUAUAUUUCUCCUAGCAUUGUUAAUGUGAUUCUAGUUAACCUUCCUGAAUCAAAAUGUCAUUAUGUUUAAUUUUGACAUUUACAUUAACGUUUAUUAAGAUCUCUAGUUAUACACAAGUUUAUCAUUAUAAUAAUAAUAAUAACAAUAAUAAGAGUUUCUCGAGUCAGCCGAUCACUUACUAUUCUACCAUAGGACUAUUUUGGUGGAUUUUAAUCUCAUCUUAUCUUAUAUAAUACAGACGUUACUUCAAAAAAAGAAGAUGAUUACGUCCUACGCGUCAUGCAUAUUAACCAAUGACUUAAAUUCUGCCAAGUCACUGAUUUUCCUGGCCAGCUCAGCCAACCCAUUCCAUGCUCUAAUAGCACUAGGGAAGAAGGAGUAUUUGUACAAAUUUGUCCUAGCAUACUGGACGAAGGGUGUGACUUUAUCUUUGUGUCUUUCAGAGUAUUUUAUUAAGUUUUGUUUUUGUAUUUGAAGAUUAUGGUUCAGUGUUUUAUGUAUAAUCGCCCUGAUCUGCUUUUUUUUUGACAAAAAAGAAAAAAAAAACGCUACCAUCACUGACAUCGUCGUGUCACUAUCCUAUAAUAUAAGGAGAACUGUAAUAGAAAUUCAUAGAAAAUAUGGGAACGUAAGCUUGUAGAUAAAGCGGUUAUGAAAGUUAUCUAAAAUAACUAUAUACCAUGUUGCUAUAUCAACUAAGGGGAUGAUGACAACUGACCUUACAGAUACCCUUAACACCCCUAAAAAGUAUUCACAGUAUUCACGAUAUUAGUAUCGACAUCAAUACAAACCUAUUACGCUCUAAAACAAAAAUUAAUACAAAAAUUACAAAAAUCACAUUUUGUGUUACAAAGGUAUUGUACUUAUUUUAUGACUUCCGGAUAAAGUGUCUGAGUAUUUCAGAACAAAGGAAAAUCAACUGCUGUCUGUUUCUAUUAAAUUAUGUUGAAUGUCCUUGUAAAUAAAUCUUUGUUGAAAUAUCA